AGAGGGCGCUUUUUAAUUAAAUACCAUAACAACGUACACAAAUGGCAGUCUCUGGUGUAUGUACCACUAUACCUCGCAUCAGUAUUCUUGCCGAGCCAAAACCAGUUCCAUCUGGUUUUAUAAGAGAUAGGCGUUCUGUCUACUGGCUUUCCAAGCGACCAGUUACGAGAGAAGAUGGAUGUGAAGGCCACGGCAAACGUUUUCCACUAUUGGCUGCAUCUAAAAAGUGGCAUCCUGACUACAUGGGCGAUAGACCAACCCCUGUUUCACCCGUAAGUAGAGCUGCUAAGAAUGCCAUAGCAAAUGGAAGAAUUCAGAUACUAUCACUGCCAAGAGUUGUACCAAAAGAUUACCAACCACUGAGAUCUUCCUACACCGUAGUAUCACCAGCAGCAAAGAAUGCAAAAGCAUCACGGCGUCUGAAAGAGCUAGCUAAGUGCCAUCAGCCAUCAAGUGAAACGUCCAUAGUGUCAACAAUUUGGUGGAACCCGACAUCAAAGGAAAGAGAGACAGAGAAGCCAGAGCUAUCGGAGCAUCUGCAAGCUCUUGCAGCUCCUAAGCCAACUCAUCUAGAGUAUAAACCAAACCGAUCAGUCUUCUGGCCUGUUGCACCAACUGCACUGCAGGUAACGGCCAGUCCACGCAUAGACGAGAUCUCACGUCCAAAGAACCGCCCUACUAUUGACGACAACUACGACCCUUACAAGAUCUCACAGGGUGCCUUACACGCGAAACCAGUGCCAAGACUAGCAGAACUAGCCACACCAAACGCCCACAAGAUGCACCACAAAGGGUGAACACCACCUUGUCUGCACCAAAUUAAUGCAUGUGUACUAUACAUCUUUUGCAACAGUAAUGAAUUUUAGGUUAAGUUAUUGAUAAUAUCAAGAGGGCAUUUAGAGAACUAAGAGUAACAUUAUUCAUGCAGUUCAAAAGCUUUCAAGUUGUAAUCGUGAAAUAUAAAUCAGUGAAACGGA
This is a messenger RNA of Priapulus caudatus, 977 nucleotides long. Its product is annotated as testicular haploid expressed gene protein-like. NCBI's taxonomy places the organism in Eukaryota, Metazoa, Priapulida, Priapulimorpha, Priapulimorphida, Priapulidae. The coding region runs from base 42 to 797 and encodes 251 amino acids. The transcript has 7 exons. Gene Ontology annotation, biological process: spermatogenesis. The record is from RefSeq and is a predicted model, not a curated record.